GCUAUGUUUUGUCACACUUACAUCGUUGUAAUUAAAGCUCUUGUCGAAUACUUGGGCCUACGCUUUAGAGCGGUUUACGAAAAUUUCUCUGAUAUCGUAAAUCAAGCUGAAUUGGUCACAACUAUUGUCGAAAGGGACCUUUCACAGUACGCCGAUCAGAGUUUACCGGUGCACACGUGCAGGAACCUCUUUGUGCCUCCUAGGGCGGAAGUUCUACCUAUCGCGCAAAGGCUGAAGUAUAUUUUCAAUUGGGAAGCUUGGAUCCUAUUCGUUGUUUCGUUGUUGUCUGCAAUUACAGCUUGGUGGGUUUGUCUUGUAGAUUACGAUGGAAGAUAUGCUGCGUCAAACUUUAUUGAAGCCUUCAGUAGUAUGAUGUCGCUCCUUUUCGGCUUAGGCAUUACUAGAAUACCAAAGAAAAAAGUAGUAAAAUGCUUUUUAAUGAUCUACAUUUUUUAUUGCAUCCAUAUGCAAACUGCCCUUACCGCAAAUAUUUUUACCUUACUAUCAGUUCCUAGAUCAGAAGAGACAAUCAAAACUCCAGAGGAUUUGGUAAACUCAAAAAUGCCGAUUUGUGCAGUUGAAGGUUACCGUCCUGUACUUGUGGCCGAACCAUCUGGGAACACUAGGUAUUCAAAAAUUAAGCGCAAAAUAAUUUUUUUCCCGCUCAGGAAACCAUACCCAACAGAACGCGCCCUGGUGGGAGUAUCAAAUGCGAUCAUACGUUUACAGUAUCUAUGACCCGAUGCUCAUAAGGGAUGAAGAGCAUGUCAUCCAAAUGAGACAGGGGCAUUA
This is a messenger RNA of Photinus pyralis (common eastern firefly), 792 nucleotides long. RefSeq lists its product as uncharacterized. NCBI's taxonomy places the organism in Eukaryota, Metazoa, Arthropoda, Insecta, Coleoptera, Lampyridae. Bases 4 to 738 code for a protein of 244 amino acids. The record is from RefSeq and is a predicted model, not a curated record. The transcript has 2 exons.